Molecule: messenger RNA, 1019 nt
Organism: Penicillium subrubescens
Lineage: Eukaryota; Fungi; Ascomycota; Eurotiomycetes; Eurotiales; Aspergillaceae
Product: type 1 glutamine amidotransferase
Exons: 3
Coding region: 32-883 (283 amino acids)
Cellular component (GO): nucleus; cytosol
Source: RefSeq, a predicted model, not a curated record
GUAGCUAUCGAUCUGACCUGCGAUCGACUGCAUGCUGUUGCAUGCAUUCUUGAAGUACUGUACCAAUAUUCCAACCUAUAGACCAUCCGUCUACCCUGCAAGUCUCGAGCCACGCUGCGAAGCCAUGCGUCCUCCACUGCGGAUUGCGAUCUUGGAAUGCGAUACCCCGCUCCCCGACGCCGAUAGUCGCUAUAAUGGAUAUGGAGGUGUAUUUACUGCUCUUCUGAAAUCUAGUGCGAAGACGCUCAAUCAGUCCGACCGGUUCGAUUCAGAGAUCGAUCUUCAGAUCUCAAGAUGGGAUAUAAUGAACGGGAUAGAAUAUCCGAAGCUGGAGGAUGUUGAUGCCGUGCUUCUGAGUGGCUCGAGGUAUAACUCAUAUGAAGACGUGCCAUGGAUCAACCGUUUAGUAGAAUUCACCCAGUCAGUCCUAGCACAAGAUCGCGUCCGCCUGCUCGGAAUCUGCUUCGGCCACCAGAUCGUGGCUCGCGCACUGGGUACGAAAGUUUGUCCCAGCGAUCAAGGGUGGGAGAUUGCAGUUUGUGAUGUGGACUUGACACCCGAGGGAAAAGAGUUAUUCGGACGGAACAAGCUCCGUAUCCAGCAAGUGCACCAAGACAUCGUAUAUGAGUGUCCUCCAGGAGUGACUCUGCUGGGUUCAUCACCACGCUGUGCUGUUCAGGGAAUGUACUCUCGUCGCCGGUUUAUUACUGUUCAAGGACAUCCGGAGUUUAAUGAGGAGAUUGAAGAUGAAAUCAUCAAGCAUCUGACCGAAGAGGGUGUUUUAAGCGAGACUCAAGCGCAGGAAGCUCUCAGCAGGGUUGGGAAUGAAUACGAUGGUGUUUUUAUCGGGGCGACCUUCCUCAAGUUUUUGACAGAGGAUUAAUGAAGGAGUGUUGAUUUGUUGUCGCGGAGGCUGUGGAUAUCUAGUUGCCGCUCCUGUACAUACAAGAGUUUCAUCCAAUGUUGGGCAAUUGCCAGACAUUAGUCGUGAAGAAAUCGCAUACUUGUUGACGUCAAGC